AUGAUAAUUGAUCAAGGUGACAAAGAAGUUCAAAACACAUCAUUGAACAAAUAUGCUUUGGCUUGUGCCCUUGUUGCUUCAAUGGUUUCCAUUGUCUCUGGCUAUGAUACCGGUGUUAUGAGUGGAGCAAUGAUUUUCAUAAAAGAGGAUUUGGGAAUCAGUGACACACAACAAGAAAUUCUAGCAGGAAUCUUAAAUCUUAUUGAUGUUGGCUUCUUUGUCUGUUUCAAUUCCUUUCUGUCAUUGUUAACUGUGAUGCCAACAAGGGUGGUAAUGAUCGUUUGGAAGCUUCUGAAAACAAGGAAGUUCAAGAGGCUGUCUCCAGUUGAAUUGUCGGAUUUUGGCUAUUUUAUUAUUAUGGCUUGUGGAAUCACUGUUUUGCAGCAAAUAGAUAUCAGCUUCAUAUAUCAUAUAAUCCGUGGUCAAGCAACAAUCAAACUGUAUGUGUCUCACCAUAAGGAGUUCAACUGCUCAGAUCCAGUAGAGGCAUCAUAG
Molecule: messenger RNA, 495 nt
Organism: Vicia faba (fava bean)
Lineage: Eukaryota; Viridiplantae; Streptophyta; Magnoliopsida; Fabales; Fabaceae
Source: the annotation of a GenBank genome assembly